Messenger RNA from Tripterygium wilfordii, 1269 nucleotides. RefSeq names its product glycine-rich cell wall structural protein-like. The coding region runs from base 1 to 1269 and encodes 422 amino acids. The record is from RefSeq and is a predicted model, not a curated record. NCBI's taxonomy places the organism in Eukaryota, Viridiplantae, Streptophyta, Magnoliopsida, Celastrales, Celastraceae. The transcript has a single exon.
AUGGGGAAGCUUCCCAAGUAUGUUGUAGUACUUGCAUUGAUGUGUGUUUUGGUCGUGGGGAUAGCUGAGUCUAGAAAGCUGAGUGAGACCAAUGGGGUUUUUGAGGAAGAUCAUGGGUUAGGAGGUGGUCAUGGCUUUGGUGGUGGAGCAGGUGGAGGAAUAGGAGGAGGUGUAGGCGGUGGAGCUGGAGGAGGAAAAGGUGGAGGAUUUGGUGGUGGUGCUGGUGGAGGAAUAGGAGGUGGAGCAGGUGGAGGAAUAGGAGGAGGUGUAGGCGGUGGAGCUGGAGGAGGAAAAGGUGGAGGAUUUGGUGGUGGUGCUGGUGGAGGAAUAGGAGGUGGAGCUGGAGGUGGCGCUGGAGGAGGAUUUGGUGGUGGAGCUGGUGGUGGAAAAGGUGGAGGCAUUGGCGGUGGAGCAGGUGGAGGAAAAGGUGGGGGAAUAGGCGGGGGAGCUGGUGGAGGAAUAGGAGGUGGCGCUGGAGGAGGAUUUGGUGGUGGAGCUGGUGGUGGCAAAGGUGGAGGCAUUGGCGGUGGAGCUGGUGGAGGAAAAGGUGGGGGAAUAGGCGGGGGAGCUGGUGGAGGCAAGGGUGGAGGAAUAGGUGGUGGUGCCGGAGGAGGUUCUGGGGGAGGCAUUGGAGGUGGAGCUGGUGGAGGUAAAGGUGGAGGAAUAGGCGGUGGAGCUGGAGGUGGUUCAGGUGGAGGCAUUGGAGGUGGAGCUGGUGGAGGUAAAGGUGGAGGAAUAGGCGGUGGAGCUGGAGGUGGUUCAGGUGGAGGCAUUGGAGGUGGAGCUGGUGGAGGUAAAGGUGGAGGAAUAGGCGGUGGAGCUGGAGGUGGUUCAGGUGGAGGCAUAGGUGGUGGAGCUGGUGGUGGCAUUGGCGGUGGAGCUGGUGGAGGCAAGGGUGGGGGAAUAGGUGGUGGUGCUGGAGGAGGUUCUGGUGGAGGCAUUGGAGGUGGAGGUGGAGGUGGAGGUGGAGCUGGUGGAGGAAUAGGCGGCGGAGCUGGAGGUGGUUCAGGUGGAGGCAUAGGUGGUGGAGCUGGAGGUGGUUCUGGUGGAGGAAUAGGUGGUGGGUCUGGAGGAGGCAUUGGCGGUGGAGCUGGAGGUGGUUUUGGUGGAGGAUCAGGAGGUGGCAUUGGCGGAGGAGCUGGUGGAGGCAAGGGUGGAGGAAUAGGUGGUGGUGCUGGAGGAGGUUUUGGUGGAGGCAUUGGCGGUGGAGCUGGUGGAGGCAAAGGAGGAGGAAUAGGUGGUGGUGGGGGAAUAGGUGGUGGUGCAUAG